Messenger RNA from Fopius arisanus, 2719 nucleotides. Its product is annotated as cysteine string protein. Gene Ontology annotation, biological process: regulation of neuromuscular synaptic transmission. Gene Ontology annotation, cellular component: type Is terminal bouton. The transcript has 7 exons. The record is from RefSeq and is a predicted model, not a curated record. Bases 225 to 941 code for a protein of 238 amino acids. NCBI's taxonomy places the organism in Eukaryota, Metazoa, Arthropoda, Insecta, Hymenoptera, Braconidae.
GUUACAGACGCAGAUUUGCACCAGCGCGAUUGUCGUUUAUGUCUGGUGUAUGCCUCCUCCGGCACCUAUAUCGAACAGAGAUGUUGGAAUAGUGAAUUAUCUGGUUUUAAUUAAAUACAAUUAAACCCAAAUAGAGUUAGACGGUGAAGUAGUUGGUAAACUGUAGACUCUAGAAGUCUAUUAAUCUUGUCAAAUAUUGUGUUAUACACACUUGUAAUAACGUCAUGGAUCGAAGAAAAAUGUCAACGUCUGGGGAUUCUCUCUAUCAAACAUUGGAAAUCACUAAAACCGCAACACCUGAAGAAAUAAAAAAAACUUAUAGAAAAUUAGCGUUAAAAUAUCACCCUGAUAAGAAUCCAAAUAAUCCAGAAGCUGCUGAAAAGUUUAAGGAAAUAAAUCGGGCGCAUGCUAUACUGACUGAUUUGACAAAGCGCAACAUUUACGACAACUAUGGGUCUCUCGGUCUAUAUGUGUCUGAGCAAUUUGGUGAGGAGAAUGUCAAUGCGUACUUUGUUGUUACAUCUGGAUGGUGCAAGGCUCUAUUUGUCGUUUGUGCAUUCCUGACUGGAUGUUACUGUUGCUGCUGCUUAUGCUGUUGCUGCAAUUUCUGCUGCGGAAAAUGUAAACCCACUCCACCAGAAGAUACUGGAGUUUAUCACAACUUACACCAGGGCCAGAAUCAGCGAGAAAGGCCGGGUGAUGGUUUCGGAAAGGAUGACGGAAGUGAAGAUGACACUGUAACAAAUCAACCAACAAGUGGAGCUGCACAAGGCGCCUCUACCAACACGGUCUUCGCAAUGCCACCACCACCUGCGUCAACGGCUAAUGAAAGUACGAACUUGAACAGCGGUGGUCAGGGUGUUAUAUAUACCACCAUCACUAAUCCUUUUGCAGCGGGAGCUGCUGCAGAGGCUGCAGCCCAAGGAGGAACCAAAUGGUAGUUAUCACCAGCCACUGGAAUUUCGUAUUAGUUAAUCGCUAAUGUUAUAAUUGCUGGAUACGUUAAUCGUCAGCAAUGGAAAAAUGUUAUUUUUAGGGAAAUACACGAAUUCUAUAUUAUAUUGAUAUGUCAAUACAGUACAUCAAAUAGCUACUGAGAAAUUUGUUACUGGAAGUAAAAAAUCGAGUUUACUCAUCACUGAGAACAUUGAAAUCCCUGUACAGAAAGUUCGUUAGGUCAGUUGCUUAAUUAAUACAAAUUUCCAAUGAAAAAUAAUGACCUGUGUAUAGAUACAAGCUGAACCAUUUGUAUAUGACUUUAUUUUUGUGCUGAAUACUCAAAUACGAGAAAUUAAAUUAUACAAUUCAAAUUGUAUGAACAGAGGAUAAAUGAAUGAAAAGUUGACAUUUUUUUUUAACAAGAAAUGUUUGUAGGAUUAAAUCAUUUAUUAUUCAGCAACUUUUAACAUAUUGUACUGUUUUCCGUAUAUUUUUAAAAUGAACAUCUGUGUGCAUGCAGGCAAUACAUAAUUCACAAACAAGAAUUCAUUGAUAGUUUUCGGAAUGAAAUGCAUGCUCAUAAGCGCAUUGAGAAUCCAUUAGAUAAACCAAGGUUUUUCUAUACUCUUCGGACAUCAAUAGUGAAAAUAAAUGCCUAAGGUGCCAUUCGAUAUGUUCAUUCAAUUAACAUUUUUUUAAUUAGAAAUUAUAUUUUCUAAGCGGAAACAUUGGUCUCAUCAUUGAUAACCACAGCAGUUUUUUGUCUGUAUCAUAUAACACUGAACAGGACACUGACAAUUAGACGACACAUUGUCGACGACAUACUGUUCUCUUCAAACAUUUUCAUAUUCAUUCCUGUGGAUCUAAAUCUAAUACUAAGAAGUUUCGACAUUGUGGACCCUGAUCCGUAACAUGAUUGAUGAUUCUAAGAGUUGCAACGGAAUGCUUAUUAAAUUGCGCUUCUUACAUUGAAUAUAAUAAAUCGUUCCAUUGUUUACUUGAUAUUUAUUACUAACUGACUUAUGUCAAUAUUCCAUCUAAUUUGUCUAUUAGAAGAAUUUUUAGUACACACGAUAGACAAUGAGGAGAAAAAGGCUCGAUCAAGUACUCACGUGAUUGCUCGUCAUUUUAUGUUUUUUGUUUCACAUCCAAGUUCCAAAUGUCUCCAGCUAAUAGCGUUAUGGAUUGCUGAAGUAUUUUACAAAGUGUAGUACACUUGAAUAUAAUUUUCGUAUUCUCUUGUUACUCUAGAGCGUAAAAUCAUUCAUUCAUUUUCUGCGCAACCAAUUGUAUACUUAAAUUAUUAAGUGCGUGCAGGAUUGAUUCAAGUGGAUAAUCGAUUGUGAAGAGGAUUUUCGAAAAACAAAUCAACAUUUAAUGUCACGAAUUGACAAUUUUGUGAAAAUAUUAUUCUAGAACCAGGUAGCUUGCUAACGAGAAGGAAUCAGUUGCAAAUUCCAAUUAAGGACUCAGUACAGGGAUAAUUAUGUCGAUAGAGAAAGAACCAUAAACAGCAUUAAGUGUACAAUGCAGGCAUUUUGUCAACUAUCUCCUUGUGAAAUUUAUUGUUUUCACAAUCUAUGUUCAAAGAGUCCGUCAAUCUUUAUAACAGUAAGUGAGGAUUAGCAGCUGUCAACAUGAUUGGUCAGAAUUACAAACAUUAAAACCUUCUCCACAUUUUGAAUGUGUAUAGAAUAUUACUCUAUAUCAUUCUAUUGUUUUCGAGACAACUGUAAAUGAGAAAGGUAGGCUAUUUAAUAAAUGUUUUUCGCUAUUUAAA